This is a messenger RNA of Pecten maximus, 2489 nucleotides long. RefSeq names its product cysteine proteinase 1-like. The transcript has 11 exons. Lineage: Eukaryota; Metazoa; Mollusca; Bivalvia; Pectinida; Pectinidae. Bases 136 to 1275 code for a protein of 379 amino acids. Gene Ontology annotation, molecular function: cysteine-type endopeptidase activity. Gene Ontology annotation, cellular component: lysosome. The record is from RefSeq and is a predicted model, not a curated record.
ACACCUCACACACUUUGUAAAUAUCUGGACUCUGAUCCAGUGAAAUCAGGUGACUAAACAACGUGUGACUGUCCUUACAUAGUCCUACAUUGUCUGGAAACCAUACCUACAGUUGACUGUGGUUUAUUUAUCACUAUGGCGGGGAGUCUUGUCCAUCUCGUCUGCAUUAUCGCUCUGAUAUCGGUGACAGUUGCCAAGACAUGGACAUACCCGGAGGACGAGGAGAGGGCGAUGUAUCUAUUCAGAGCAUGGAAAGAUAAGCAUGGGAAAACUUAUCCUAGUAUUCGAGUAGAAGACCAAAAAUUCAAGGUGUUCCUGGGUAACCUCAAAGAAAUCAACAAACUGAACAGCCAGCAUAAGGGAAGUCCAGAGUUUGCACUAAAUCACUUUGCAGACAUUUCUCCCGCGGAGUUUCUGUCCACUAUCCUGAUGCCAAAACGUGUUCCACCGAAGUUCGAGGAUGAAAGAUAUAUCAGGCGUGACGUCAUCAACUCGUUACCGACAUCAUUUGACUGGAGAUCUAAAAGCAUGGUGACCUCUGUCAAGGACCAAGGUUCCGCGGGAUCGUGCUGGGCAUUCAGCACCAUCGGAAACUUGGAGGGUCAAUGGGCGAUGGCUGGAAAGAAACUAACGAACUUCUCUGUGGAACAAGUUGUAGAUUGUGAUGGAAUGGAGGAUGUCAAAGGGGGGAAUGCUGAUUGUGGAGUAUUUGGGGGAUGGCCUUAUCUAGCCUACCAGUAUAUCAUGAGAGCAGGUGGAUUGGAAACUUGGGAGGAUUAUUGGUAUUGUUCCGGUCUGGGCGGCGCCCCAGGGACAUGCGAAGUGUGCCCGGCCCCCGGGUUCAACACCAGCCUAUGUGGUCCGCCAAUUCCCUAUUGCAACAUGAGUCAGAGCUGUGUCUUCAAGCUGAACAAAUCGAAGUUUGUUUCUGGGUUCAAGGUCAAUACCUGGAAGGCCAUCAGUGAGAACGAGACUGUGAUUGCGGAUCAGCUAAUGCAGAUUGGACCACUCUCGGUCGCCCUUGAUGCUGAACUAUUACAGUUUUACCACGGAGGAGUUUUCUCUACCCACUUCUGUUCAAAGACGAAACUAGAUCACGCUGUGCUACUAGUGGGGUUCGGCGUAGAGAAAGGACUGUUUGAGACCAAAGACUACUGGACUGUGAAAAACUCCUGGGGCCACAAGUGGGGUGAAAGUGGCUACUUCCGGAUCAAGCGUGGGGACGGCAUGUGUGGCAUAAACACUGCUGUUACCACUGGCGUACUUGGUGCUUAAACAUAGUGUCAUCGUGGAAACGUGGUAUUGGUGACAUAUCAUUGACCAGUGUGACGACUCAGUGUUCAUGACUAAAUUGACUCUGACAACGAUGUAAGAUGUUUGAAGAAACUGCGAUACUAAUAUUUUUCAACAAUAAAUUUUGAUAUUAGAAAUAAAAUUAAGGUGACAAACUAAUAUACAAAAAGGAGGAUAGUUUGCUGGCUUUGAAUCAUAUAACUGUUUCCAGUUUAUCAGUGAUAUUAAGGGAAUGAGAGGAUGAUGUCUAAAAUUAAAUUAUAUGCAAUACCAGUGUUUGUGGAAAGUCUUAUCUUAAAUGGCCACACAUCAGUGGUUUAUCAUUCCGUAAAGAGAUUGACAGAAUUACGACAAUGCAUCCAUCUUUACUUAAAGCAGUGAGUAACUAGAAAGUUAGACAGAUUUUUAUUUUCAAAUGCGAUGAUAUGAAUUAUAAAUUUAAAAUGUAGAUCAAUGUACUUCUUGCAAACAAUAUCGAUAUAACUCGAUUUCGUUCAAACCGACAUUGAUGUCAAAAGAAAAAUUCAGUGGGCUUCUUAUUAAAACUGGGUUUAAUCGAAUUGUCUUCAUAACGGCGUGGGUGUUUAACACAUCCAUUCAAUUCCUCUCUGAUGUUAAUAUUGUUGACGUUUCUAUUGGCAUUUCUGAUGAUUUUAGAAUUAACUUUUAUGCGAUAUGCAUAAUUUAGCAGCUUUCUCAUCACGGAUGCACAUAACAUCGAUUUCAAUUGUAAUGUUGACCCAAUUGUUGCUUGCGACAUAAUUAUGCAAUUUUAAGAUAGCGCGAUGAACCAAUUGGGCCCAGAUAUAUUUCAUAUUUUAUAAUUUUUUGUGAUUUCGUAUACGAGUUGAGUAUUUUAUCCCUUGAUCAUCAUAUUACAAUUAAGCCAAUUUUGAGAUACGUGUAUAAUUUCAUGUGAAGCCAACUUUGAGAUUAAUAUUCAAAUUCCAUGAACAAUUAGUUUUCUGUCCUAUCAGAGGGAAGUGACGAGUUGUCUUCAGGUAGGUAUGUAUUUACAGUGAAAAAUAUAGGUGUGUCUUAAAACAUUAUUGAUUUUAAAGUAUCCCUAGUAUGUAUACAUUCGUUGGUGUUGUAUUGAAGAUAAUUGAUUUCUGACUGGAAAUGUCCGGUUCAGGGUUUGCAUAAAUGUAAUUUGUGUUUGAUAAUCCAAUAAAACCUAUUGUUGUUUGUUUAUA